This is a messenger RNA of Nothobranchius furzeri (turquoise killifish), 7892 nucleotides long. Its product is annotated as E3 SUMO-protein ligase ZBED1-like. NCBI's taxonomy places the organism in Eukaryota, Metazoa, Chordata, Actinopteri, Cyprinodontiformes, Nothobranchiidae. The record is from RefSeq and is a predicted model, not a curated record.
GAUUCCUGACUGUACGAGCAGACAGACAUCUGGGGAGGAGCGGGAAAAGAAAAGGAGGUGGAGUGGCAGUGCUUGUCAACAACAGAUGGUGCCAUCCAGGUCAUGUUUCAGUGAAAUGUCGUCUCUGCAGCCCAGAUGUUGAACUCUUGGCAAGAGGAGUGUGAAACUAAAGGAGGUGGGACGAGCAGUCGGUGUCUGCAAGAAGAUCGUGGCUGCCUUCUCCAAUUCAUGGAAGAGAAGAGGGGAACUGGCCAAGGCUCAAGCAGAUCAAAAUCCACCCAUGCCACCUCAUCAGCUGAUCACAGAAACCCCUACAAGGUGGGGCUCAGUGCAAGCAAUGGUUGAAAGGGUGAUCGAGCAGGAGAAAGCUCUCUCACAAGUCCUCCGAGCUGACAAGACAACACGUCACCUGGUGCCAUCUUGGCAGGAUAUGGAGGUUCUGGAGUCUGUGAACAAGGCGCUGACUCCUCUCAAGGAGUUUACAGAUGCCUUGUCUAGAGAGCUUCGCCCAAGUGUUUCCUCCUUGAAACUCGUCCUCCAUCUGUUCAACAACCAGAUUCUCCAGCAUCAGGAUGGCGACACUGAGCUCACCACGUCUAUAAAAGAGGGCAUACUAAAAUACUUAAAUGAAAAGUAUGAUGACCAGACAACCCAGGACCUGCUUGACAUUGUGUCUCUUGUGGACCCUCGAUUCAAAACCACAUACAUCAAAGAAGAGGGUGGAUGACAUCAAAACAAGAGCUGCUGUAGAGCUACAGAAGAUGGUGGCCGAACAAACAGAGGCAGUCCCUCAAUCAGCUCCAUCAGACACUGCCAAAGGUCAGGAUGAGCCAGAGGAGGUUCCUGCUAAGAAGAAAAAUAAGAGUUUGAGCAGGUACUUUAAACCAUCAGCAAAGCCAAGCCAAGUGGCCCCACGUUCAACCAGAGAGUCUAUUGAAAAGGAGCUAAGCCUCUAUCUCCUACUGGAAGCUGGUCCAGACACAGAACCACUGGAAUGGUGGAAGAGAAAUGAGGCACAUUUUCCCCUAGUGGCCAAGCUAGCGAGGAAAUAUUUAUGCAUUCCUGCCACAAGUUCCCCAUCAGAGCGGGCUUUCAGUGCAAGUGGGAACAUUGUGUCAUGCCAGAGGUCAGCACUGAAACCAGCAAGAGUUGACAAGCUCGUGUUCCUAGCACUCAACAUGUAGAAGCCUCAGAUUUCAUAUCCGUUCUACUUGAAGUGCUUUUGUUUGCCUCUUAAAUAUUGCAAUCGUUUUGCAGCUACACUUUAAACUUGAAAGGCUCAGUGUGUGAUAUUUUGUAACCAACAUUUAUUUUAGGGGCAAGGCCAGUAGGCCUGUAUUUUUGCUACCCUUCAGACUUUAAGAGUUGUUAUUUCACUUGUUAGAUUUUGUAUUAUUAUUACUAUAUUGAGGCUGAAGUUGUUGCUGCACUUUAAAACAUUGAAGUUUACAUAAAGUACGUUGCACUGCACAAUGCUCUUUAAACCUCAGAAGCAUUCAAUUUGUUACUUUUUUAUAUCCAAUAAGAAGACAGGCCAUUACUAUUAUGGUUAAGUGCGUUCUAUUGCCUGCUCUACAGAACAAGGAAUAGUACUUGGAAACAUCGUACACGUAAACGAUGGUUCAGGAGAAGUCUGGGGGGUUACUCUGUUGAAGUUGGCUGCUGCUAUGUUGAAUUAUUUUACUGGCAGAUGUUAACAUGCCCAACACGUCUUGCUUGGAAAAAAGUUCUAAAUAAAAUAAAUAUUUAGUUCCUACUACCUUUUUUUGGUAUAUAGUUUCAAACUGCAUUGCCGCAUUGCAAUUUUAUAUAAACUAUUCAUGAAUUGAAAUUGACAUAACAUAACGCUGCAUUUUUGAAAAUAGGUUGAAAUAUGACAUGUCGGUCAUGUUGGAGCUGGGUUCUGACUAUCGGUAUAAACUCCUUCCCUUCAGCUGCAGCUUGGUGCAUCUCUGAUCGCGACGCCUGUCUGCUGCGCGGCUGCCGGCUUGUGGAGCUCUCGGAUGGAAACCGAUGUUUUCCACCCGGUUCUCCCCAACGGCAGCUCUGCACAUCUCUGAUCGCAGCGGCGCCUGUCUGCUGCACGGCUGCCGGCUUGUGGAGCUCUCGGGAGACCUCUGUGUUCCACCCGGUUUUACCCAGCGGUCAGCCCGGCGUAUCUCUGACUCAACAGCUCCGGUGUUGUGCACAGUUAACUCUGGUUGUAGGUACAUAGCUACCUCCGUUAGCUUAGCUCCCACCUCUGCGUUAGCUUGUAGCUACAUUGCUUCAGUUCGACCGGUGUCGUCAUUUGAUCCCAGCCUCAGCUCCACCUCUUUUCCCUUUUAUGGAAUUGUCUGGGCUUGACGGAACCUGUGACACGGUCAAAAUGGCGGUGGUGGGAGCCUUCCAUUUUGGCUAAAAACUUAUAAUUGGAGCCUAUGGAAACAAAUUGUCCAGUAUAUAUGUCGAUGGUAUGACCAGACUGGUCAUAGAGCCCAAUGUGAGGUACUCUUUACCUUAUGGGUACAAAGUCAUUAUCAAAACCUUGGCAGCCAGAAAAGAAAAAAAAACAACUUAUUCAAACUUGGGUGAGGUCAAAUGGACUGGAACAGAUUAUGAAACUAUCAAAGCUGGAGAGACAAAAGUCCUAGAAGGAUUCAUGAGAUGCAGAGUACCAGAUACUGGAAAGUCCCACGACAACUUUUACACCCGAUGGCCUUUUCCAAGAUGGAUUAGUAACUUUCCAAAUGACCACAAAAUGUACCAGUCAUUAACGAAAAUGAAUCCAGUCAUUUCAUCACACUCAUUCCAAAGACAUCCAUGUGUAAAAAUCUCAAAUUUCAUAGCAGAAAAACAAAAUGUAAGGCAUCGCAUUUUUACGUGUGCCUUUUCUGUGAUGUUUCUUCAUGCUGUCAUCAGUGUCGGUGAAUUCUCUGAAGCGUCUGUCAGCACCACUUCAUACAUUCUCACACAGACUCUUCCUCAGCAGGCUGACAUUUCUGUGGCCGUGACUACGACGCUGUGUUGUCAUUGUGUCAGGAGAGGCCAGCAGAGUGAAAAUGCGUGAGAGCACCGCUCCCACACACUGAGUUUCUGUUGGGUGUCGCAGCCGUGACCUUUCUGCUCCGUCGCUGUCGACAAAACCAGCCCCGCUAAAGCCACCAUGAUGACGAAAGGACCAUGAAACACUUUUAAAAAAUCCAUGUGAGAAAAAAAGGACAAAAAAAUCAAAAGGACCCCUGACAUAGUGUGAAUAAAAGAGAAGUGCUUUCUCACACGAAGCCUUAGCUGUAAAUUCUGGAGCUUAAUAAGAAAACGUUACUAAAGCACCUGAUUGUUCUAAUUCUGGAAGCGACCAGCAUCAAUAAUUCUAAUGAUAAUGAUUUUUUUAACAUUAAACAGGUAACAGGAAGUUGGACUUUCCAAGACUGAACUGGUGUUCUGGGAUCUUUAGUGGUUUUUACACAAUGGCAUUUAGAAAUUUAUGAUUUGUGAAAAUUAGCCUGUUGAUUCAAGACUUUAGCCUUAAAAUGCUUAAAUUUGCUCGACUUUGCAUUAGUAGAUUAAAUCGCAAUUUAAUCUCAGUGAAAACAAAAAUUAUACAUUUUUUAUUUAAACAAAUUUUUAAAAAUCUUUUCUAAAUUUUCAAUUUUGAGUCAACUACCCAUCACGACGCUUCUGGGUUUCAUCCAGAGUUAGCUUUCAUCCUGACUUUCUCUGAAUAGUUUUGAUGAAAACUCGUGCUGAACACAGAGGACAAGGAAUGAAGUCAAGCUAGAAGCCAGAACUUCUGUUUUUUUUUCAAUGAAACACGCUGCGAUCAGAUUUGUGUUCACUGAAAAUAAGUUAGGAAACUAUGUCUCUUAUUUAAUCUAUUACAGGUCAGCAUGCACUGUGCUGCACAUCUGCAUCGGUGCUGAAGUUGUGGUUCUGGAGGAUGAGCCUGAGGAAGACGUGUGGAGGAGGUCAGUGGUGCUCUGUCCUGAAGGAGGUACCAGCAAACCAUCACUACUGUUAACAGGCAAGUCAUUCACAGAGAUGUAACAGCCGUGGUCUGAGCCAGCCCAGCAGUCCCUGUAGAUGGACGAUGGAGUGGACAGUGAGAGGAAGCGUCCCAAAGCUCUCUCUGCAGACCGUCCUGUAUGAUGUUCCUCUGGCCAGAAACAUCCAGCCACGGGUCUUCUUCAGCCCUCCAUCCGCGUCUGGAUCCUCCUGCAGCAGAUCCAGCUGCACUGUUAAAGACUUCCUGCUCACUCAGUUUAAAUAAAUGAUCCAGGAAGAGUCACUCAGGUUAAUCCUGCUUUAACCGCACAUAACUGGUCCAUACUGGUUUUGAUCUGUAAAUAAGUGUAACGUGUUAUAAAUAAUCUUGCCUCCUUACCAUCUUUUCAUUUUCUGUUCAUGUAACAUGCUCAAAAAACAUCUGUAAUAAUAAAACUGGGGAUAAAAUCAAUGACCAGAAAGAGUUAUCAGUUAGUAUUUGUUUUAAUAAAUGUGUUCAAAUAUCAAACAGCUAAAUAACAUUAACAUGAUGACAGUAGAAGGCCUCUCUCCCAGGAUGACCACCAGGUAAAGCCUCUCCUGACCCUGGACACCUGCAGCCCUACAGAGAAAAUCAGAGACCACAGGUGACAAAAAAGCAAUAAACACAUUUUUACAACAAGAAACAUAAAACGGAAUAGAAUGAUCAUAAAAUGCUAAAAUUCUGCUUAUUUUAAGGAAUACAAAAUGACAAUAUAAAAAUACUGUGUGGAUUUAAAAGAUGGCAGCGUCCUUAGAAGUAAAGGAAACUGCAAACUAGAAGUGUAAUGAAAAAUGUGCAAAUCACAACAAGCAGCAGAAAGGAAGUAAUGAAAAUGAUUAUUUACUAGGUUAAUAAAUCCCAUAUGUCAUCUGUAUCGUUACAAACGCGUUGUUUGUUCACUCCGAUAUUUGUUUUAGGGGGAAAGUGAUGAAGUAAACAUGCACAUUAGCGGCACCUCGCUCAGUUCUAUAUUUGAACAGUAGGGGUCGCUGUUCGGACAUCCUCGCCUCGCACAAACCACAAAAGAACAGUCACAACCAGGAAGUUUCUUCACUAGGCUAAAGCUACAAGGUAAACACUUCAAUUUUGAUCACUUGUUGUAGCUUUUUGAGACAUUUGUAGUGAUUUAGACAGUAAUUAUAACGUCUGUAGAACAUACCAUAUAUGGACUGUGUAUUGGUGGACUUCCGGUCGAAAUUUGGAGACGCGCAGGCAGAAGCGUCUGCGUCCUGCCAGCGUGUCUUUUAUUAGAUCACGUGAUCAGCCACCUCAUAAAGCCAGUUCCAGCUCAGACCUCUCAGAGUUCAGAAGCAUGUUACGACAGACAUCCGUGGUGGUGGCCGGUCUCGUUUUUGGGACUUUAGUUACCAAAGCUGUUAGAAAAACCGUUGGAUAUUUAACCAAACAGACGAAAAACUCCGAAUUUAAUCAAGAUUUGGCCAUUUUUGAUCAACCAGGCUCACAAGAGGAAACAAAUUGUGAAAGAUCUGAAGUUCUGAAAACUGCAGAAGACCAACACAAUGAAACUGAAUUACAUCAAAAUACAGAUGAAGAAAUGAUUCAUUCAUAUAUGAAUCUGGAAAGUACACAAGGUCUUUCAGAGACCGUUAGUUCAGAGGUUUCAUCGUGUGGGUAUAGCACAGACAGUGAAACGGACUUAGACAAAUCUGGACAAAUGUUUGUGAAUUCAGUCAGAAACUCGACAGAGAAUGAAUUUGAAGAAGGGUCUGAUGCAGUGGAAAGUGAUGAUGAGAUGGGAUUCACUCUAGAAAAAGAUUCAUUUUCAUCUUUUUCAAAUGAUAGUGAUCUUGAAUCUUGGAUGCCUUCACUGGAAGAUUUUAGAAAGAAUGAACCUAAAAUGUGGCUAUCUUCUGAAGAAGAUGAGGAAUUUUGGUUUGGUUCUCAAGAUAAUCUCUCUGAAUUGUCAAUUUUUGACGGUGAAUCUGGAUUAGAGGAAAGCUCUCCCUAUUGUGAAGAAGAGAAGGAAUUUUGGUUUGGUUCUCAAGAUAAUCUCUCUGAAUUGUCAAUUUCUGACGGUGACUCUGAAUUAGAGGAAAGCUCUCCCUAUUGUGAAGAGGAGAAGGAAUUUUGGUUUGGUUCUCAAGAUAAUCUCUCUAAAUUGUCAAUUUCUGACAGUGACUCUGAAUUAGAGGAAAGCUCUCCCUACUGUGAAGAGGAGAAGGCAUUUUGGUUUGAUUAUCAAGAUAAUCUCUCUGAAUUGUCCAUUUUUGACAGUGACUCUGAAUUAGAGGCAUCGAGAAAGAAAUCUGGGAAGAGUGAAGAUGAAAUAUGUGUCUCUGAAGAAAACGUAUUGUUUGACUCUGAAUACAAAGAUUUGCUAGUCUUUUCAGAUGAAAAUGACACCAAAAACAUGUUAACUACAAUGGUUAAUGUAGAAAAGACUAAACCUGGAAUAGCAAGAGUUUGGGAAAUAAGCUGGUGGAAAACUAUGCUAAAGUCUUUGCCGCUUGUUAAUAGAUUAACGUUUUGAUGUUUUUACAAUCUGAAACAAUCCAAUGAAGAGUUUUAGGCUUUUUGAGAGACCGUUAGUUCAGAGGUUUCGUCGUAUAGCACAGACAGUGAAACGGACUUGGACACCACCCCACUUGCACCCACUGUCAUGAGUCGGGGUGAGUACUCGUCGCAAACAUUCCACCUUUGAGUUGUGUUUCAGGAGAGGGAGGCUUCCAGCUGGGUCAGAUUAGCAAUCAGCGGUAUCGGCUACUUAAGGAGUUGGAGAACACACCUCGACGAUUACUACAACUCUGUAGUUUUCCUGCCUUCUAGUGAUUUAGCGUUUUGUGCCUCUUGUGAUUUCUGGAUUUAUUGAUUUUUGUGAUUUUUGUUUUGCUCACGCCUGCCUCAGGAUUUUGGAACAUCUGUGGUGAAAAAACUUCUCUGGAUUCAGUUACUCAUCAGAAUACUCACCUUCGCUACAUAAACCUUCUGGACGCAGCUCUCUGGUGUUCUCCAUUCCUCCCUCCGCUUCGCUCACCUGCUCUCCCCACGCUCCCUCUCCUGGACCUACUCACCUGGACACACCCCGACUCUCGACCUGCCCUUCCCAAUACCUCCACCUACCUUAUUCCCUGUAAGUCUGUUUAUUUAUUUAUUUUAUUUAUUUAUUUUUAGGAAGAGGGCCAAUACAUAUUAAUGAACAUUUCAAUAAAUGUAAAUAUGCCAGAUUAUAGCCUUGGGCUAAUUUCCAUCUGCAGACCCUCCGGCAGGUUGAUGUUAGACACAAAGUAGUGGAAACAUACAGAGAUCGUAUUUACAAGUCAUGUGACAGAGACAAAAACAGUCAUCCCAUUAUACUAUCACAAACAAAUGUCAAGGAAAGUGGACACAGAGGACAGCAUAGAUAGCAAUAACGGAAACACAUCAAUUAUAUUGCACAACCCCGAUACUGCAUAUGCCCUGACUGUCGUGAGAUUACAUUCACCCAUUACACUAGCAGUUGCUUCCCUUUUGAUAAUGUACCAACUCUUUUCCCGGACAAAUAAAAAAUAUAAGUAUUAGACAUGAUCACAUGUUUGUGUGUCCCUCAGCCGCUCUUUUAAGCGACUCUUAAAGAUGUUUAGACUGGUACUUUCCCUCACAGAUAGUGGAAGACUGUUCCAGAAGGUCACUCCCUGGUAUGACAGAGCAGUCUGUGAAAAGGUAGUCCGGCUGAAUGUCAGUUCACAGUCACCUCUAGCAGUGGCUCGAGUCAGUCGAGACCCGACAACACUGCUAGACUUUUGUUUAAUAAAAUCACUCAUUGGUGGUGGCGCCAGACCAUGUAUAACUUUAUAUAUUAAACAGGCAGAUUUAAAUAAUUUAAAAUUAGUAAAAUUUAAAAACUUGUAUUUAUCUAAAAUUUGACAAAGGUGAUACGAGAGUGGUU